Molecule: messenger RNA, 1182 nt
Organism: Rotaria sp. Silwood1
Lineage: Eukaryota; Metazoa; Rotifera; Eurotatoria; Philodinida; Philodinidae
Source: the annotation of a GenBank genome assembly
AUGUCAUUAGUAUGCCUUAGUCAACAAUUAACCAUUUAUGUUGGUUUAUUUUUGCUUAUUAUUGGUAUUUUUGGUAAUGGAACGAACAUUUUCAUAUUCUCAAGUGUUUGUUCUUAUCGUAUAUCACCUGCUACAUUCUAUUUUCUAGUCGAAUCAAUGGCUAAAAUUGUCUUUUUAACAACUAAUCUUUUACUUCAUGUAGUUACCUUUUAUUUUGAAUUUGAUUUAAGACGCACAUCAUUGAUCUGGUGUAGAUUAAGACAAGUUUUAUUCACUCUAUCAAGCACAAUAACUGUUACUUGUACAUGUUUAGCUACAAUGGAUCAAUUUUUUGUUACGUCUUCUAAUCCUUCGUUACGUCAAAUUAGUAAAAUUCAACGAGUAUAUCAAAUUGUAUUGAAUACUAGCAUUAUCUGGUUUCUUCAUUCGCUUAUUGCUUAUUUUAAUGUGGCUAUUUCACCAAUUACUGGUACAUGUGCUUCGAGCAAUUCUACUGUAAUUUCAAUAACAAUAACAAUGAUGUUUGGAUAUGUAACUUAUGGUAAUAUUCGUCAAACAACAGUUCUUGCUGAACAACAAGCUUAUCGACAAGUGGUAAAAAUGGGUCUUCUACAAAUCAUAUUAAUUAUCAUUUCUAAUACUCCUCUUGGUGUACUUAAUACAUAUGGAUUGAUUACAACUGGAGUUAUUAAAAGUCAAGAACAACAAUUACAAGAAUAUUGUGCUUCAUUGCUGAUCAAUCUUAUAGCAUCGAUAUAUUUCGCGGCAGAUUUUUAUACAUUUUUGAUUUCAUCAAGUCGUUUUCGUCAAACUGUAAGAGAACGAUUAUUUCGAUGGCGACCUUCAAAUCAAGUUCAGCCAUCUCGAACUUGGUCUCAAACAGACAAUAUUGAAAUCGCCAUUGAUAAAUUAAAAAUAAUUGCUCGUACAUUUGUAAUUACUCUUGGGGCAGAAGGUGCAUUAGCCUAUGAUGGUAUACAACUAUACAAUAUUGAACCUCAUAAAUUACAUGCAAUCGAUACUAUAAUGGAGCAAAUGAUAUUUCUGUUUGGCAUUACACAUGGACAAGAUUAUUUGACAGCAGGAAAUUUAGCUAAUCUUGCAGCAGCAACAGUUGUUUCGAAUUAUAGACCACGUUUGUUUGCAGCGAAACAAAAAACAGCUAUUAGUACAAUGGAAUAA